Molecule: messenger RNA, 4674 nt
Organism: Myxocyprinus asiaticus (Chinese sucker)
Lineage: Eukaryota; Metazoa; Chordata; Actinopteri; Cypriniformes; Catostomidae
Product: ATP-sensitive inward rectifier potassium channel 1-like
Exons: 2
Coding region: 271-1389 (372 amino acids)
Biological process (GO): potassium ion import across plasma membrane; regulation of monoatomic ion transmembrane transport
Cellular component (GO): plasma membrane
Molecular function (GO): ATP-activated inward rectifier potassium channel activity
Source: RefSeq, a predicted model, not a curated record
UGAAAAGGUUAGGCACUUACGGAGGGACACAGUUUAUUAAUGAGUAACACAUAUGUGUUCAUUUCCAAUUUCCUGCUUUAGUUGACAUUUAUAAGAAGGGAAAGAGAGAAUAGGAACACAAGUAUUUGAACGAGACACAGGAAAAGAGAGCGAGCAAGAAUAAAGGAUUUCAUACACGUUUUUUUUUUUUUUUUUUUUUUUCAACUUCAGCUUGCAUUACUUCUGGAUAUCAGCAGAACAUCUUAAGUAGCAGACUGACAGACCCUCAAAAUGACAAUUUCUUUGAGAGAGCAGCUAAAAGAAUACUUAGCAGAACGGCGAGUUCGCAAAAACCGCCUGGUGACAAAAGAUGGCCGCUGCAACAUUGAGUAUGGCAACAUAAUGCACCGCAACCGCUUUGCCUACAUCCUGGACAUAUGGACCACCUUUGUGGAAACUCGAUGGCGGUUUGUCAUCCUGUACUUUGUGGCUUCAUUCACUCUCAGCUGGUUCAUCUUUGGUCUUGUUUGGUACUGGAUUGCCAGAGAUAAUGGCGACCUUACAUGGCAGAAUCCUCCAGACAAUCACGUACCAUGUGUAAUAAAUGUCCAAGGCCUGACCGCAGCCUUCCUCUACUCAUUAGAGACCCAGACCACCGUUGGCUACGGUUAUCGAGCCAUCACCCCACUCUGUGCUGGAGCUGUUGCACUCAUUGUAAUUCAGUGUCUUAUCGGUGCCAUCAUCAACUGCUUCUGGUGUGGAGUGAUCAUGACAAAGAUUGCCCUACCCAAAAAGAGAGCCAAGACCAUAACUUUCAGUGAGUCCGCAGUUAUCUGCCCGAAGAAGGGCACCCUCUGCCUUCAGAUUCGCGUAGCCAACCUGCGCAAGACCCUGAUGAUUGGCAGUCAAAUUUACGGCAAACUGCUUAGAACAACAGUCGCUCCUGAGGGUGAAACCGUCAUCAUGGACCAGAUCAGCAUAGACUUCAUGGUGGAUGCCGGCAAGGACAACUUGUUCUUUGUGUGCCCAUUGACCCUAUACCAUGUCAUUGAUAGAACAAGUCCAUUCUUUGACAUGGCAGUUGACACUCUGCAUCAGCAAGAGUUUGAGCUUGUGGUAUUUCUGGAUGGAGUAGCUGAGUCCACCAGUUCCUCCUGCCAGGUCAGGACUUCCUACAUCCCUCAGGAGAUCAUGUGGGGUUACGACUUCCUCCCUAUCAUCUCCCGCGGCAAAGAGGGGAAAUACCGUGUGGACUUUUCCAACUUCGCCAAAGUGGUGGCCGUGCCAACUGCUCAUUGUUCCUACUGUUACCACAACGAGCCAGGGCAUCAUCACCACUCGAUAACUGGCAUUGAUAACCAGGGUUUUGAGGUGAUUGACAUUGAAGUACCCAGUAGUACCAAAAUGUAGCACUGGUUAUUAGAAUCUAGCUGUUGGAAUGACAUGUAUCUGUAUGAUGUCACCAUCUUGCAUUACAUUAUAUCAAGUACUGGACACUGACAGACUCUUUAUACUUUAUGCUAACUGCAAAUGCAAGCAGGGGUGAGCAGACUGUAGAAAUACCACCAUAUACCCCAUAAAUGGCCAAAUGAAACUGCUGCAAAGCCAAAAUGUAUUUAAUUCUGUUUUAAAGAACAUGCAUUAAAAUGUGACUAUAUUUUCUGUCUCGGAUCACUGCCAGAAAGUGUGACAACCUAACAUGAGUUUCAUGUCUCACUUGUAAAACACACGGCUAGACCUCCAUUUAAACUUGAAGAAAAACAAUAUUCCUGUCCCUUUGUCCCCACAAUAUUAGAAAGAUAAAAGUGUGAAUUGUCAUUGAUUUGAAGGUGAAAGUAGGGCUUUGUGACAUGGUCAUUGCCUUGGGAGUGGGAAUAUUAACUGGAGGUUUAUUAAUAUGAGGGUGGUUUGUAUUAUCUGAAGUUAUAAAUUCAAAUACUAAUGUGCCAGUAAAAGUCUGUACUUCUGCAAAUGUUUAAUGCUCUGAAUCAAAUGGGAAUGGUGUAUUUUUUUUUUUUUUUUUUUUUUUUUUUUUAUAAAUGAGUAGAUAUAGUUACAAUUUUAAUAUUGGAUGUGUAAAUAUAAUUUUUACUUUUUAAAUAUUAUUAUUAUUUUAUAAAUAAAAAUAAAGUAAAGAAUUGGAUUUGUUGGUUUCAUUUGUAUGUCAUGAUACAAUCUUUAUGGAAAAAGCUUGUCAAUUAUUGACCUACUGAAUUUUCCUGCAGUUACUGUUCAAAAUGACCACAUGAGGGCGCACAAGACAAAGCUAUACAAUAGCUGUCCAUGUCUGCUUGCUACAUGAUACACUCUUAGCUUGACUAAAUGUUUCAUGAUUGUUUCAUAGAAAUGUCUCAUCAUACACAACCUAAUGAAAAUGUAAGUGCCAUUGCUCCGUCAUUUACUGGAAUUAAUGGUGCUGGCUUCUUGGCAAGUGCUGGCUUCUUGGAAAUUUGGAAAGUUUACAACAGAGCAAACAUUCAUGUGUAUGAAAUGGUAAUGCCAAAAUGGCGAUGGAAUUUUGUUGUCAGAAUCUCUAGCCCUCUGACUCACUACAUGAGAUACCAAAUAACGAAGAGGCCUUUAAAAUAUAUUAUAUGUAGGAUGAAGAUAAUACCCUGAGGAGAUUUUACUGCCAAAGAUUAGAAUUAACAUGCAUUUAUGCACAGUCACACCUGAUAAAAGGAUUCAGUCUUUUUGUUUACUUCACUUCUCAGGAUUUUCAUUGAUGGUAUAUGAUGUAAUCUUUUCCUCACCACAAACAGUGGAUCUAAAUAAAUAAAACUAUCCAGAUAUGUCAUAUCAUCAUAUCUGUUAUCACAGCGGUUUACAGUACGAUCAAUCAGUACUGGAUUAGAUGAAAGUCAUGGAGUCUAGAACAUCAGACUGAUUUAAUAUUUGAUUGAACAGUUGAGGCAAAGAUGCUGACAUUUACAAAUCAUCUACCUCAGUGUCAGUCAGUCAAUUCAAUAAAAGUUGUAUUAUAUUUUAAGAAGCAAGAUGCAUUGACCAAACAACUGAUAGGAAAAAAAAAAAGUUAUAUGAAGAGUUUUUUUUUUUUUUUCAAAUGUAAAAACAUUUAUUUUGUCACAUUUUACCUAUACAACAAACCCUUUUACAAAAGGUAAUACUUAAUAAAUUGCAGAAACAACAAAAUUAACAAAAAAAAAAAAAAAAGAUUAAUUGCAAUAUUUCAUAUAUUUUUAUAUAGUCAUAAAUUUAAUAUCCAAAAUACACUGCAUAUAUAAAAUAGCAAAAUUCCUUCAUAUCCGAGAGUGAUCCCUUAUAGAAAUGAGUUGGUGGGAAUUUUCAAUCAUCAUUUACAUUAAUGCUACAAAGUACACAAAGAGGGAAAUGCUUUCAUGGAACUAACACUGGUAUAACACUGUCCAAUCAAGUUUAGGCACACACAAAGUUUGGCUUUAAGGCAUUUGUCAUAACAAGGAUUGUUUUUUAGCACUUUGGAAAACCAUGAUUUAUGUAAAACUGCUUGUUUCUUAGCAUGUUUUGGUAAGGCAUUUGCUUUUAAGGAAUAAAAAUACAUAUCAAAAUAACUUUUUAUUGUCAUGGCAACGCACUAAGGACUUUAGAAAAAAAGCUUUUCUGAAAAAUACAAGAAAACAUUCAUAAACUUAUUCCCCAUAUGUACAGAUACAAAAUACCUACGUAGUAAAAACUACCUUCAGUAACUGAUUAAAAAAAAAGUUUUGACCGAGGUCAACUCGUAUUAACGUAUGAUUUUUAACACUGUCACAUAUGAAAAUAGCUCUGCAUAAUUUAUACAGUAAGAUGCUUUUAAUGCCUAGUUGACCCUUGAUCAAAAUAAUACUAGCAAAUAGGUCUGACAAACGCACAGCGUUCGCGAAUCUCUGGUUUCAACGUUUUGUUUUGCUGUUUUAACUGUUUACAGGUUUACUUAUAUGGUUUUUUUUUCUUCCUUUCAAAGAGGUACUUUGCAUGAUGCCCACAUUCAGUUGUUCAGCAAUCCAAUAAUCUAGUCAAGAGUUUUAAGACAUAGGAAUGUAUUUAAAUUGCAUAUGAACUAAAAUGACACUUGGCUUUAGAUUGGCUAUUUGAGAUUAAAUAAAAUAAAAUGUUCCUGGCCAAUGAGGGGGCCACAAACAAGAAUUGACCCCCAAAGCAGGUAAGUGAGCAUUAGUUUUCAGCAAGUUAAAGCUGCAUUAAAAAUGUAAGACAGGUUUGAAUUCAUCUAUCAUUUACAGAGCUUUCACAUCAACACCAUCUUGGUCAUCAGCACAGAGGAAUGCUAAAGGUGUUUAAGUAAGUUUAGCUUGAGCCAGCUAGCCUGAGAAGCUCCUUAUAAACAAUCAACCACCACAUCCUCCAGUUUGGAGAAUAAAUGACGGGUGAAUGCCAGCAUUUUUCCAGUUGCCAGAUUUGCUUUAGUGAGAAAAGUUUUAGGUACAACUUAAAAAGAUCAAUUUAUGUUUCCAAGGUGGGUUUAGACAAAAUCCAAGAGAAGGAUGGACUAGGUCCAAAAACAUAAACACUCAGUUCACAAUUGCAUCAACACACAGGGAGAGUUUACAGUGAUUCGUUUUUUUCUUUUUUUUUUUUUUUUUUUUACUUCGGUCAUUCACCGAUUUAAUAACUGUGGUCUUUAAUUUGUAGAAGGGGACUUUCGCCCAUCGGUGCAGCUUUUGGGUGUAGAAAGGCAUAAGGACAUUUUGAAACACA